Molecule: messenger RNA, 347 nt
Organism: Mustela erminea (ermine)
Lineage: Eukaryota; Metazoa; Chordata; Mammalia; Carnivora; Mustelidae
Product: binder of sperm protein homolog 2-like
Exons: 3
Coding region: 10-273 (87 amino acids)
Cellular component (GO): cell surface
Molecular function (GO): heparin binding
Source: RefSeq, a predicted model, not a curated record
UUUCCAUUUAUGUAUGGCGACUCCAUGUACUACAACUGCAUCUCCCUCCACAGCGAUUAUGACUGGUGCUCACUCGACAAGAAAUUCCAAGGCAGAUGGCGGUACUGCACGGGGAAAGAUCCCCCCAAGUGUGCCUUCCCCUUCCUCUACAGAAAAAAGCUCUUUUAUGAAUGCACCAAGAAUGGCUAUGUUUUGAAUCGGAGUUGGUGCUCAUUGACAAAAAAUUAUAACCAAGAUGGGAAAUGGAAGCAGUGCUCUCCUUUUGGUCUCUAAAUGAGUCUUGGUGUCCUUGAGGAGACAGAAGUUAUAGGACUCAUCAGCUGCCUCUCAGAAUAUAUAAUUUCCCU